AUGUACGAUCGAGCACUCAGUGCCCCAUCCAGUCCCACUAAAGCCGACCCGUCGGGACGAAGAAGCUGGGAGGAGCCGAGCUGGCUGGGGUCAUCACCACGGACACUGAGCAUGAACAUGAAACAGAACAUCAGCCGCUCUCUACAGACGCUCCCCACCUCCUCCAGCUCCUUCAAGCCAGUUCAAUUUAGAACGUUUUUUGUAACAUUUUAUACGUCUUUACUCUCACAUUUGUUCAAUGUAAUGCAACCUUUGUGUAAUUCAUCCCUCAAUCUUUAUUUUUAAAAUUUUUAGGUGGUGACUGCUGACCACGCCCAGCUGAUGGUACCCAUGAUCCUUGAGAAGAAUCUCUGGUCAUCCAUUCCUGGCGAGGACACCAUCAUGAACCUUCCUGGCUUCUGGUUGGUUCGUCGGGAAAACCUUGAGUACUUCCCACGAGGAAGCAGCUACUGGGACCGUUGCAUGGUGGGUGGCUACCUUUCCCCAAAGAGCGUCCUAGAAGUUUUCGAGAAGCUCGUCGCCGGCUCCAUCAACUGGCCCGCCAUCGGUAGUGUUUUAGAUUACAUCAUCCGACCCGUGGUCCCGUCGGAAACGCUUAUGCUAGAAGUGCAGUACGAAACGGACCGUCGCCUUUAUGUGGACUUCCUCCCAUUGCUUGUUAUGGAGGACGGCGUCUCGCUGAUCGCCAAACCGCAUCGAUUGGCCGCCGAACGGCAUGAGAACCUGUGGCGGCAGAGUUUUCGUGUGGCGGAAACGGCAAAGUUACGUGCGCUCGAUCAGGAAGACGCCGGGUGCCGUUGCGCGUGUCUUAAAGUCAUUAAAGCCGUGUGUAAACUGAAUCCAGCGCUGGCACGAUUAAACGCAAGCCAGCUCACUAAUGCAAUCCUUCUCCUGAGCGAACAGGAGGGCGAUUGGACUCAGGAAGCGCUCGCCGAUCGUUUCAUGCGGCUGCUUCGUGCACUAGUGGGACACCUAGAGGCUGGGAGGUUACCCUGCAUCUUCAGUCUCAAA
Molecule: messenger RNA, 1011 nt
Organism: Sinocyclocheilus grahami
Lineage: Eukaryota; Metazoa; Chordata; Actinopteri; Cypriniformes; Cyprinidae
Product: mitochondrial dynamics protein MID51-like
Exons: 2
Biological process (GO): mitochondrion organization; positive regulation of mitochondrial fission
Cellular component (GO): mitochondrial outer membrane
Source: RefSeq, a predicted model, not a curated record